UCAGUCCUCAACUCCGGAAAAGGGAAAAUUGUAUCGAACCAGAGGGGCGCAAAGGACAGGUCGAAAAAGAAACAGGUCGUCGUUCAACCUUCCCUAUCUUCGCUUUUCCGACAGGUGCCACAGGCAUCAACGAACUCCCCCACAUCGCCAGAAAAUCGGGUAAACAGGAAGGAGAUACCAAUCCUCUGUUUGCCACGCUUCGAACCUGGCGAUACAUAUCUCGCGUAUUCGGAAUUUGCGCCAGAUACUAUAUGUCGUUGAAUGCCCCGUGAUACCUCCCUAGAGGCGAGACCCCGACCUACAAAGAUGCCCUCCGUUGGCCCUCAACUUCCACCCGAAUUACAGAAGCGCAAACGCAGCACCGACGAAGACGAUGAAGAAGGCAGCUCCUCAGACUCAUCUACCGGCCCUUUACCUCAGCGGCCAGGCUCAGGUGCACAGUCACCAUCGUCAGCCAAAAGAAGUCGAGUGUUGGGUCCAACCCUUCCUCCCGCACCUCUAGAUGAGCGCCCAUCAAGUCCUCCGCAGCCUGAAAGCGACAACGGAAGUGAGAGCAGCGACGAUGAUGAUUUUGGUCCGAGCCUUCCCUCUGCAAACGAUGGCCCUCCCGUAAAAUCCUCUGGUUCUAUAGGGCCACAGAUACCUACACCUUCCGCCCCUCCAGCGCGUCUUCAGCGCGACGAAUGGAUGACGAUUGCGCCCACGAAUGGCGACUGGUCUUCGCGGGUUGACCCGACAAAGCUCAAGAACCGCAAGUUCAACACCGGAAGAGGCGCAAAAGGACCACCUCAAAAGAGCGGCGCAGGAGGAGAGUCAUGGCAUGAGACUCCUGAGCAGAAACAAGCCCGACUGAGAAGGGAAGUCAUGGGCAUCACAGAUCCGACUGGACCCUCUGACGUGAAGACCAAGAACGUUUCUGAUGCGCACGAGGAGGCGACGGCGAAGAGGCUGAGAGAGUACAGUGAAAAGCAAAGAGGCCCCUCUCUGUACUCCUCUCACAACUCUUCUACCAAGCCGAUCGAAGAGGACGACCCCAGCGCGCGGGCAUUCGAUCGCGAGAAAGACAUUGCUGGUGGCGCUACCAUUAAUGCCACGAAGCGCAGAGAAAUGGUCAAGAAGGCAGGCGACUUUUCAUCGAGGUUCAGCGAGGCGAGGUAUCUAUAAUGUCGCCUGUGGAUGGAGUAUUGAAUGUGUCGACAUCGAUAUCAGCCAUAAUCUGCUCGGAGUGAUGGUCACCUCCGAGCAUCUUGACGUUUGCAACAUGGUUGAAAUGGCCUCCCGCCAUAAGCGUGCGCUUGCGAUGAAGGGCUAGCAGUGGAGAGCCAUAAGGAGACGUCAAUCAGGGUAGCCAGCGAAGCACUGCUUCAUGAGAUCAAACCGCGUGAUUCCAAGAAUUUACAGCCAGAUCACUGAACCUGGCACCUUGGUCGAGGUUUCGCCAUAACAUGACUACAUAUCUGGCGGAAUUUUCGGAGACAACGAUCAGGCAUGCUGUGGCGGAGCACCACCUGGGCAGGACGCUGCUAUGAAACUGGAGCAGUAAAAACAUGCACAGUGACUGACGGCGAGUCGCAUACGGCAGCCGGUGACCCAGUAUCUUUGCCAACGGUCAGACCAUGUAAACCGUGGCCUUCGUCUUUUCCAGGAGGCAAACCACACAGCGAGCGCAAUGGCAGCCGAUAUCCCUCAUCCUCUGAGCGAGAUUCCACUGAAGACCACAUACGAACCAGCAAACCAGCGCACAGUGGCUGAGGUAUGCAUUGUUUUGUCGCGAAGGGGACAACAAAGGCCAGGAAAAGACUAGGGAGUCUCUCAUCAUGUGCCUUUGUGCGGCUUGCGCCACGGAAACAGGCCAUGAUGGGCCCCAAAGUUCAUUCAUGCUGCAGCGCCGAAGCGGAUUUUCCAAAGCCAACACGGAGUCGCUGACAUAGUAUUCCAUUAUCAUCCACGGUGAUAUGUACGGAGUACUCGUGUCAACGGAUGACUGCGGAACAUCCGGGGAUACAAAUACCCCGUAAAUAUGUCAGCAUCUCGCAUACUCAUAUCUGAUGGUUGUGCUCACCCAGUCACCCGGUCCUCGUACCAGUAUAUCCUACAGGGUAAUGGCCCGCGACGAUUUGUCAACUACCUUACCUACCUUAGCUCUGAACUCGCGCAUUCAAGCAUCGUCUAAAACACGAACAUCCCGGGCUCAGCUAGCUCGGUUGGUUGUAUAUCCGCCCCUGCCGCCCCUACUUUGCACAUGUCUGGGUAUCUACCGAUCUACUUACUAUGGUACUGUGGUUCCUCGGAGCCGCAAAAGUUGAUGGACUAACCACCGGACACACUCCGGAUCAAUCCCCUUUCGAGGUCAAGGUGACGGGGCUUGUCGUUGGGUCGUCCGCUCCGGACUUCCGCUACGCACGACCACCACAACCUCGACAACCUACCAGCAUUCCUUGCCCUCCUACUCAAUCCAGCUAGGGGCCCGUGUCGCCUACGUACGAGUACCAUAGUACUGUAGUAUACGAGUACUACAGUCACCCCCUGGCGGACGGAGCCCUGGCGUCUUCCCAAGCCCACAAGCGACGCUCUGUACGGAAUGAUUGCCCUUGCAUUGUGCUUGGAAACUGGGCGAACACACUGGACAGGAUCGAGGACUGACUGGUUCGGAUUGACUACGUACUACAUAGUGGGUGGCGCAAGCCACGACGGUAUGAGAUGAUUCCGGAGCAAGGCUUUGGAAUACUACGAGCUUCACACCCCUGCUCUACCGUCGUCACCCGAUAAUUUGCUUCUGCGCCCCGUCCGGAUGAUUCUCUCAUCUCCCUCGGCGCUUCUUGCUGGGAUGCGUCAUGCGCCAAUCUCUGUUUCAUGUAUCACAUAGCCUCGUCAGGGUGUAAGCAAAAAAGCUGCGGCUGAAGAUUGGGGGCCAUUUAAAGGUCAGCCCUGUCGGACGUCAUCUCACGGCCCAAAGACAAGGCUUCGUGCCCCACUCUGAUGGUUGAGGACGGUCCAG
This is a messenger RNA of Exophiala xenobiotica, 2998 nucleotides long. RefSeq lists its product as uncharacterized. NCBI's taxonomy places the organism in Eukaryota, Fungi, Ascomycota, Eurotiomycetes, Chaetothyriales, Herpotrichiellaceae. Bases 262 to 1164 code for a protein of 300 amino acids. The record is from RefSeq and is a predicted model, not a curated record. The transcript is spliced from 2 exons.